GGUGGGGCGUAGUAGAAGUGGGCGGGCGGCGACGGUGAAGUGGCUGUUCCAGCUCACCUCUGUCGCUGUCACCUGUUUCUUCCUUUUCCGCCGGAACAGAAAUGAUUCGAUUUCUCCUGCUGUUCAGCCGGCAAGGGAAGUUGCGACUGCAGAAAUGGUAUAUCACACUGCCUGAGAAGGAGAAGCGCAAGAUAACAAGGGAGCUGAUGCACAUCAUGCUUUCCCGGAAUCCCAAGACCAGCAGCUUCGUUGAUUGGCAGGAUCUAAAACUUGUGUACAAGAGGUAUGCAAGUCUGUACUUCUGCUGUGCCAUAGAGGAUCAGGACAAUGAGUUGCUGACACUGGAGACUGUCCAUCGACUUGUAGAGCUGCUUGAUAAAUACUUUGGGAAUGUCUGUGAGCUGGACCUAAUAUUUAAUUUUGAGAAAGCAUAUUUUAUCUUGGAUGAAUUUCUGAUGGGUGGAGAAGUUCAGGAGACCUCCAAAGAGCUGGUGGUGCGAGCCAUUGAGGAUGCUGACAUGUUACAAGAGACAAUGGAAGAAUACAUGAACAAACCAACUUUUUAAUCUGCGAAAAGGAUUCUUUAUCUUCUGUAACAAGAGCAGAGUCUAUGCCGAGGAUUUGUUUGGACAACCGAGAUUCCAGGCAGACUUAGUGCUCUUGUUGAAGACAUGGCACCGCUGGGCGGGCCACCUGCCAAUGUGCAACAAGGGAACAUGGAAUCAUGUCGGACAUGAAUACCAGGACUACCUUAGGAACCCGUUGCAGCAGCAUGGACCUUAGCACACCCAAUACACAGGGAACAAAUGUAUGCAAAGGAAAUAUUGCUUUUUAAAUAACAAAUAAAAUAUUUUUAUAUGUA
Molecule: messenger RNA, 862 nt
Organism: Nanorana parkeri
Lineage: Eukaryota; Metazoa; Chordata; Amphibia; Anura; Dicroglossidae
Gene: AP1S3
Product: adaptor related protein complex 1 sigma 3 subunit
Exons: 5
Coding region: 102-566 (154 amino acids)
Biological process (GO): intracellular protein transport; vesicle-mediated transport
Cellular component (GO): intracellular membrane-bounded organelle; membrane coat; AP-1 adaptor complex
Molecular function (GO): clathrin-cargo adaptor activity
Source: RefSeq, a predicted model, not a curated record